Messenger RNA from Striga asiatica, 1065 nucleotides. Lineage: Eukaryota; Viridiplantae; Streptophyta; Magnoliopsida; Lamiales; Orobanchaceae. The record is from the annotation of a GenBank genome assembly.
AUGGGCUACAUAAUCCAGAGCUUCCUUAGCCCUUUUCCGCGUGUAAGCUGCUUCUUUCGCUCGCCUCUCUGCUUCGGCCUUGGCGGAGGUGACUGCUUUGUUCAUCGACAUAGAGGCAAUCUUGGCAGCGGCCAGCAGUUUCUUGGCGGCGUCUCUAUCCAUCACCCUGCAACCAUCGAGGUCCACGUCAGAGGGUUCGCAGAUAUUGGCUUCUUUAGCGGAUUUGAGUUUGAAAAUGGGGGUGUUGGGGUGAAGGCAGAGGAGGCAAACGUAGGGGGUGGUGUGGGGAGGGCCGCCGGCGGGCCGGACGCAUUGAGAGUGGGAGGAAGAGUAGCACUUGAAGCAGGUGGCGACGGCGUCGAGCGGAGGGGCCGGGGGGUAAACCUGGUAGCAGACGGGGCAGAAGGACUGCGGGUGGAGGCGCAGGACGCAGGUCGUGCAGAGGCGGCGGAAGAUCCCGCGGUGGCGGACGUGGUGGAGGAGGCGCCGCUCCUCCACGCCGCAAUUGCCGCAGGCCGUCGCCGGCGGGAGGGUGAGGGAAGGGCUGGCGCCGAGGAGCUAAUCGAUGAUUUUUGCCGUUGUGGGAAUCCUACUAUGACGGGUGGGUGCACAUACCAUAUUUGGGUUGACCCUUCAAUGUGUUAUAGAGCACAACAAUUCAUUCAUGGGCUUCUGAAACGAGCCAAAAAGUUGGAAAAAAAUAUUGCAAGAAGGAAGGAAUGGGAGAGGCUCAUGGCUUCUUCAUCACUUUUGACAAUUUCUUCACUUCUGACAAUUGAUGAUUCUGUCCUGUGUAUAAUCCCUCCUCCACUUAUCAUGUAUCCUCCACCAAACAUUCUUGAGAAGGUUGCACCUUCUGUGAGUAACCUCCUAGCAUUGCACGCUGUUGUAGCAACCAAAAAGCGGCGAGAUCUAGUCGGGGGACGAGCGACGCCUCCUCCUGCAAAACAGCUCCGCCUCUUAACGAUCCACCAGGAAAAGGGCCACGAAGCACACAAGUGCCGACGCCAGAGCCCCGCUAGGGAAAGGCUCCGGGAAAUCGCAAGAUUAGACGACGGCGAUUAG